AUGGUUAACAAAUUUUCUUUCAAAGACGAUAAGACCAAUCUCAAAUACAUUAACACAAUCAAUAAGAAAGAAAUCAAAACCAAAGAAAUAGAACUCCUCCAUCUUGUAACACAAGGAAAAGGUCAAAAUAUCGAGGAAAUUGAAAAACUAAGAAAUAAUAUCAAAGUACUAUACAAGGAAACUGGAGCUGAUAUCAAAGCAAAACUAAGUGAAAAUUUCAACAAACAUGACAGCUCAAUGAUUUACCAGUUUGACAAACAUCUAAAAGAAAAAUCAAUAGAUUGGAAAAAUAUCCAAUUCUCUGAAGAAGAAAUUGUGCAUCAUUUUGAAACAAAAUUUACCUCAGUAUCCAAAUCAUCAGACUUUGAAAAUCCACCAUCAACCGUCAAGAAAGGACCGAAAAUACCACAAAUAAGCCUUAAAACAAUUAAAGAGGCGAUAUCGAGAAUGAAAUCCAACACACCCGGUCUAGACUCAAUAUCCUUCCAAAUUAUACGUAAUCUCAAAGACGAACAUCUACAACUUAUUGCUGACCAAUUUGAAAACUGCAUUCAACAAGGUAAUAUCCCUGAAGAAUGGAAAUCUGGUUGGGUUAAAUUACUCCCUAAAAGAGACAUUCAAAAACUAAAUGAUAUUAGACCCAUAACCAUUCUCCCAAUAUAUUACAGAAUACUUUUCAACAUAAUUGCAUACGAAUUAAGACAAUGGGCUUCCAAACACAUCAACUUAAGGCAACAAGCAUUUAUUUCACACAGAAACACAAUGAAUCACGGAUUAUUACUUUCAUCUCUAGCCAAAAAGAACAAGUCGUCACUCCUUUUGGUAAACUUAGACAUCGAAGGCGCCUAUGAUUCCGUUGAAGAUCAUAUCAUUGAAAAAGCUCUCACUCAUUGUAAGUUUCCAGAUGAGUUGAAAACUUUUAUACUAAACUCAUACAAGAGUCAAAUAUUACAGCUAGAAAUUGAUCACCAUCUCUCUAGACCAUUCACAAAAACAAGAGGAAUACCACAAGGAUGCCCUUUAGCUCCUCUUAUAUAUGAUUGUAUUACUCAACUCAUCAUUGACAAAUGCAUACAACAAUGGAAAAUUUCAAUCAAACCAACCAAGCUUAAUAUUAACGAUAUUGGUUUGCUCUGCUUUGCUGAUGACAUUAAUUUAGUUUCAAACAGAUACUGCAAUUAUAACGAAAGACUUGAUAAUAUCUCUAAAUGGCUCGGCCAAUUAAGUCUAAAAAUUAAUCCUUCAAAAUCCAUGGCAACCACUCUCCCAACUAAAAGCAAAAUGAAGCCAAUGAUAGACGGUACUAUUAUACCAAGAUUCAAAAACCUUCGAGUACUUGGACACUAUCCUUGGGAUGACUCUACUUUAAAUGAAGAUAUUGAAAAAAGAAUCCUCCAAUUUCAACUCUCACUCAAAUAUAUUCCACUGAAAAGAAUGGAGAUAACAAACAUUAAGAAAGUAAUUUUGCCAAAUGCACUAGCUUAUUUACACACAUUUUACGAACAAAUUACAUUCCUGAAUCACUUGUUGAUAGAAUUAACAUUGAAGUAA
This is a messenger RNA of Naegleria fowleri, 1551 nucleotides long. RefSeq lists its product as uncharacterized. NCBI's taxonomy places the organism in Eukaryota, Heterolobosea, Eutetramitea, Acrasida, Naegleriidae. The record is from RefSeq and is a predicted model, not a curated record. The transcript has a single exon. Bases 1 to 1551 code for a protein of 516 amino acids.